AAGAGCCACCACAAUCCAACCUUUGGCCCAGUUGGUAAAUAAAAUCUUCCCUUGCUUCUGUUCCUGCUCUGCCCAGACCCUGGUCACAGCACCCGCUGGACUGAUUGGAGGGCUCCUGGAGAGGGAGGACAGAUGGAGCUUCUUCCCUGCUGACCACCCUAGCCACUUGGACCUUGGAGGAGAGCAGGGCAAUCUUUUCAGACAUCACCACAGCAGAAUCUGCCACGGUACAUUCCGGUCUUCCAGCCGGCUCUUGGCAGAGGAAGGCCGCUAUGGGUCAAAGUUAGAAGACAAUCUGCCUUGUAAGGACAUGGCUUUGGUGCAGACGCGAACACUGAGCCAUCAGACAGGGGAGGAAUAUGAGGCUGAUGUUGAGUUGCAAAGGCACUGGGUUUCUCCUCUGGCUGUUCCCAGCUGUGGAUUUCUGGGGCUCUGUGUUAUCACCAGCCUUCUCUGCUCUCCUAAGGAGUCCAUAUGGGGCAAGUGGAACUGUGUCACCAGACAGAAAAACUGGGACAAGGAUGGAAGUCUGGAUUUCACUGACAAGGAAGAAGGGGAAGUUGAAGAUGAUGCUCUGACAAAUGAAGACUGGAAGUUUCUAAAACAGUUCCCGAGCUGGGAAAAGGAAGAGAAGAAGCGCAUUAGAACGCUCUAUGCCAUCGCAGACCACAUUGACAAAAGCCACCAAAAAGCUACCAAGACCAAAGUGGUGACUACCUCUGCAUCAGUCAUCUCUGGAGCCCUGAGUCUCCUGGGUUUGGCCUUGGCUCCAACAACGGCAGGGGCAAGCCUGGCAUUCACUGCUGUUGGCAAUGGUUUGGGGGCAGUUGCCGGGGUCACCAACAUCGUGACCAAUGUGAGGGAAAACUCUCGCAAUAAAAGAGCCUUAGCUCAGGCCAACAGCAUCAUGCCUAGCAGUGACCAGGAGCUUGAGGAGGUCAAGGGAGAGAAGAUGACCUAUGUCACAGCCGCCGGUGAGCUUGUCUACAAAUGUGGGAGUGCCUGGGAUAUCAUCAAAAAGCACCUCCGAGCCCUGCGGGUAACCAGAACACAACCUCAUGUCACCUCAGCUGCCAAGAAGCUCAUGACUACUGGCCAAAUAUCAACUCGAAGCAGCAGGCAGGUGCAAAAGGCUUUUGGGGGCACAGCCCUGGCAAUGACCAAAAAUGCUCUGAUGAUUGGGCGUGUCACUGCUGCCUUGUCCCUUGGCCAGGACAUAUAUACUCUCUGGGAGGACUGGAAGGAUCUGAAGUCUGAAACCCCAACCGAGCUUGCAAAAGAGUUAAGAGCACGAGCUGGGGAACGGGAAUUGGUGUUAGCAGAACUCACCCAUCGCUAUAAAAAGCUGAAGGUGAAGGCUGGAUUUUGAAAGAGGCCUGGAGGCAUAAGGUGGGAUCUGUAGGGCCAUGUAGAUGUCAUGUUGUGAAGUCUGCAGAGAUGUCUCUCACCACGUUUCCAUAGCUGUGAUAAAGACCGUGAUCAAAGGGUUUAUUUGGUUUACACAUCCCCGAGUCACAGUCCACCAAGGGAAGCCAAGGCAGUGAGAACCCAAUCCUACUCCAUCCUGGGACUGGCCUCCAUCUUAAAGAAAAACACAAAUAAAUAAGGCCGGAGAAUGACCUGCUGCAGAACCCAAGCUGCACCCACAUACCAGGACGGACCCCACGGCUUGUCUUUGACCAGAGUUAUUUCCUAGCUACUUCCUAGCAACAGUUAAUCAAAGAUUAGUCUGAUUGUCUCAGAUGUACUUUCAGACUGUUCGUGAUUGUAAACAGUCUUGCUUCAGAGCACCCACCUGUCGGCUUACAGUCAUUCUAUUAGAUGCUUGCCAGACUGGACCCCCCUCCCUCACCCCCUCACUUGGCUCCUGUUUUUCCUAUAAGAACUUGUCCUGAUGAGGGUUCAAGGCUACUCCACCUUCUCUUCCUGUCCUGCUGUGUCAGGGUUGGGUUGGAGGAGAGCCCAGGCCCGAGCUUGUAAUAAAGAGACACUAAUGGUAUUACUUCAGAAA
This is a messenger RNA of Grammomys surdaster, 2011 nucleotides long. RefSeq names its product apolipoprotein L6-like. Lineage: Eukaryota; Metazoa; Chordata; Mammalia; Rodentia; Muridae. Gene Ontology annotation, biological process: lipid transport; lipoprotein metabolic process. The coding region runs from base 311 to 1369 and encodes 352 amino acids. Gene Ontology annotation, cellular component: membrane; extracellular region. The transcript is spliced from 5 exons. Gene Ontology annotation, molecular function: lipid binding. The record is from RefSeq and is a predicted model, not a curated record.